AAAGGGAAGCGAGGCGCCCUCUUUCUCCGUAGAACGCAGCGUGCACGCCUGAGGUUCUCGGCAGAGAGUAGUGUUAGCAGUGGCGGCAGCUCCCUCACGCCGCUUUGCUGCGGCCCAGGCCCUACUCCAGGUUCUUCCUUCCUCUCCGGCUCAAGCCCGGCCCGGGACGCCCGCCGGCCCGGCCCCCGCCUCAGCCCUGCCGCCUGGCUCCAGGCCCGGCCGCGGUCGCUCCCGCCUGGAGCCGCCGCGUGCCCCCAGCCCCCCGGCCUCCCCUCGGCCCCUCGCUUUUCUCUUCCCGGCACGGCCACCGGGCUUCCGCGUCCGGCCCGCCACCAACCCGCUCGCCACUAUGUCUGUGGAACUCGAGGAGGCUCUGCCGCUAACGACCACCGAGAGUACGGCCAAGAAGGUGACCAAGGUUAGUGGCUCGGCAGCUCUGUCCCCAUCCAAGAAGAGGAAGAACAAGAAGAAAAACCAGCCGGGCAAGUACAGCCAGCUGGUGGUGGAGACCAUUCGCAGGCUGGGCGAGCGCAACGGAUCUUCGCUGGCAAAGAUCUACACGGAGGCCAAGAAGGUGGCGUGGUUCGACCAACAGAAUGGGCGCACCUACCUGAAGUAUUCCAUCAAGGCACUGGUGCAGAACGACACGCUCCUGCAGGUAAAGGGCACCGGCGCUAACGGUUCCUUUAAGCUCAACCGCAAGAAGGUCGAAGGCGGCUGCGAGCGACGCGGAGCCUCGGUGGCUACCGCGGUGCCGACCGCCGCCGUGCACAAGGCCAAGAAGGCGGCCCCCGGCGCUGCGGGUCCCCGGCGCUCUGACCAGAAGUCUGAGAAGCGGUCGCACAAGAAGGGCGCCGCCUCCAAGAAGCACAAAGGCGGCAAUGCUAAGAAGGCGGCGGCUGGGGGCAAGGUGAAGAAGGCCGCAAAGCCCAGCGUCCCGAAAGUACCAAAAGGCCGCAAGUGAGCGCACCGAUCUGCUGGUCGGGCGGGUGUUCCAGUCUUUUGUACCCCGAAUGUAUUGUAGUUUUUAUACGGUUACCUGGGCCCGGGGCCCCUUCGUCCCUCCCAUCUCCCGCCUGCAGUGGUAGUAUUUUUUGUUGUUGUUUUUGUAUGUUUGCUUUGGAUUUUGAAACGACCCUGGCGACGCCCCCAUUGGCUCUUCGCCCUUGGCAACGGCUGUCGCUAUGGUUACCCACCCUUAGGCGCGAAUGGCCGAAGGUACUGCUCCUCCCUUUCCAGCUCCCGACUCUCACAGCCUUUGGGUGCACGACGAACAAUUGCGCGGUGCUGCGUGGCUUUUCCUUUCAUCCCUUCGGCAUU
Molecule: messenger RNA, 1320 nt
Organism: Pteronotus mesoamericanus
Lineage: Eukaryota; Metazoa; Chordata; Mammalia; Chiroptera; Mormoopidae
Product: histone H1.10
Exons: 1
Coding region: 350-964 (204 amino acids)
Biological process (GO): nucleosome assembly
Cellular component (GO): nucleosome
Molecular function (GO): structural constituent of chromatin; DNA binding
Source: RefSeq, a predicted model, not a curated record